This is a messenger RNA of Bursaphelenchus okinawaensis, 5882 nucleotides long. The record is from the annotation of a GenBank genome assembly. Lineage: Eukaryota; Metazoa; Nematoda; Chromadorea; Rhabditida; Aphelenchoididae.
AUGUCAUGCUCAUUGAAAGAAAUCUUUCGUUUCACCCAAGAACAGAUAAAUCAAGUAGAUCGGUUUUUGAACGAAGAUUUGGGAGCUACAACAUCUACUUCUAGUUCACAAAGUAAGCAUAUUCGAUUUUUUUUAAAUUUAGGCACGGCACUAUAUGAAAUUAAACAUUUUCUGAUGACUAUUAGAUAGUACAUGAUGUUCACAACAAAACAUUUGGAUAAUAUUUUUUAUGGUAAAGUAAUUAUGCCUUUUUUUACUCUAUAACUUAAUGUAAAAACUAUUAUGUUGUAAAAAGGUCGUUGUAGAAAAAAGUACACCUUUAUUGGCUCCAGAUGAUCAAGAUUUUUUAGAAGAGAAUUCAGACGACGAUGAAAUUGAUGAUAACAACGACAAAUGGCCAGCUUGGGAACCAGAAUCGGUAUGAAUGUUAUUUUAGAAAGAUAUUAUGUAAUUAUGAUACCUUUAGCUCAAAAAGGCUUAACUUAUACUAGUCUAUUACUCUAUUCAGGGCUUUGCAUGCAGAAGAACCGAUUUUAAUAGAUUGUAAAAGUUUUUAAGCAUUUGAUUGUGAUUUUAAAUAUAACUGAUGCUGAUUUACUACCGUAACAUUAACAUUUUCAGAGUGAAUUAAGUGAAAGUGAUGCAAAGUCAAGUUCAGUAGAUACGAAAUGGUUACGUAAUUGUAUUAUAUCAUCGUCAGCCAAUAUGGAGUUAAUAGUAUUUGCAGCCGUUCAACGAUUCGUUGCAUUCGAGCGAAACGGUAAAGAUGAAAAGAUACGACCAUUGGCUUGGGUCAAUGUUAAUAUGCAGAUUCAGGUAUUGGUCAUUGUUUUAGUAUUGUUAAUAUUUUUGUCCUGGUUUAGAUAAUGUUUACCUUUCUGAUCUAAAUAAUAGUUUUAACUGUAGGUAACUUAAUGAUAUUGUUGUAGAAACACGCGUACAUUACAUCAGUGGAAGUGAUUUCACUGGCUUCGACUCGAAAAACCGAAGCUUCAAAUGUAGAUUGGCACUGUAUAGCAGUUAGUACGAGUUCAGGUUAUGUUCAUUUCUUCACUGACCGUGGGGUCGAGAUUUUGUGUGAAAAGUUUUCAUCCUACAAGAUUCAACGACUUCGAUUUGGACCGACGAUAUACGAUGGAGGACAAGGGUUGGCAGCUUUGGCCAUGGGACGGAUUUAUAUUGUGGAAGGCAUGGCAUUGUUUCAUGGUUUGAGGAAUGCUAGGAAUGAGGUAGGUUUUCUUUAUAAAAUGAUUUUUUGGAUAUUGGGGUUAAUACUUAAAAUUUUAAAUUUUGGGUUUUGAUAAACUUUAAUAUUAAUCUACCUUAAUACAUUUCAUUUUUAGGUAGCUAGAGGAAUAAAGUCAUUUGAAGAAAUCUGCAACACGAUCAGCUUGGCUAGCCAUGCUGUGAAGCUGGACUAUCUAAAACAACCGACUGAUUUUCAGCUUCUGAAUAUAACUCGACCAGAAUCCUUCGACCAGUACUUCAAGGCGUCCUUGGACGAUUAUUCUGAAAGGAAUAAACUUCAGACUGGCGCCAAGAACAUGAUGAACUAUUUCUGUGCUACACGGUCUAGCUAUGCGGCAUUCUUGUCGCACAAUAAAGAAAGUAACAAUAGUGGUAUCUUACAGGAAGCCUAUAACACUAUAGCUUCGCAAAUACAAAUGCCGUCAUUUGGCAUCAGAUCAUUCCUGGGGAUAGGCGUGUCACGAAAAGACGGUCCUCAGAAGGAAUCUGUAGCUGAUGCCAAGGUUUCGGAUGCUUUUUUGGAUGUUCGACUGGUCGAUCCGGGAAGAAAAUGUGAAACGACAGUAAUCGCACCGAGAAGUUGGAAUUUGAUGGCGAUUUCCGAUGGUACAGCACGUGUUCUACUGAUGGAUACACGGAAUCGCACGGUAGUGCGAAUCUGGAAAGGCUACAGGAACGCUGGCUGUGGAUUCAUUGAAGCAGCGUUGUCAGAUGUUGGACCGAACAAAAGGAAACGCACUAAAACAUUAUUCUUGGUCAUCUUUGCUCCGAAACGAGGGAUUCUGGAGGUGUGGUCGAUGCAGAACGGUCCUCGUGUAGCCGCCUUUAACGUUGACCCUAAGGGCCGAUUGUUGUCUGUCGCUUCGGCCAAAGAUUCUGUCUUGUUGGGACCGUCGGAAAAACAAUUUUAUGGAGCCUACAAUGACAAUACAGUAGUCUUUGUCAACUCAAAUGGUAUGGUACAAAGAAUUCUAAUACCGUUUCAUCUGUCAGCUAUGGAUUCUACUGUAUCGCAAGUUCACGAUGAAAACAUGUUGAGGGACUUCAAGCACAACGAGAUUGAAGAAGAUGGUGCUUUUAGUAUUGACAAGGCGUUGGGUACUGUAGAGUCAUUGAAGUCGAGUCAAAGUAGAAUGAAGUUUGUAGAUAGAUUGGUGUCAUCGGCUGAAUCAUGGAGAAUAUCUACUAUGCAGCUGAGAGAGUUUCUUGUUAGACUAAAAGAGGUUGGUUUUUGGUACCUUAUACUACUUUUGAUACUUUAAAUGGAUUUUUAGGUAAUGCAAAAUAAACUUUUAGAUAACUUUCUACAAUUUUUUUGUUUUUAAUUAUAAUCAACUAUGUUUCAGGCUGACAAAGGCUUGAAAUCUUACAUAGACGCACUGAUUAGACUGGUGGAUGUAUAUAACAUAGCAAACAAGGAGGUUGAUGAAGAUAGGGAAAAACGUGCCACAUAUGAAACGUUGGUACAGAAUCUGGGAACAACUGUUGAUGAGUACAAUGACUUUUUUAUUAAUGUGCUACUGGAUACACAAAAAGACGUCGAACAGUACGAAGCAUGUUCUUUCAAGGAGUUUCGUGAAAUGCUACGGGUUAACAAUGCUGCUGAGAAUAAGUAAGGAGGUUUUUAGAUAGUAAUGGUUAAGUAAAAGUUUUUUUUUGAUUGAUAUAGUUGAUAAUAUUAGUUAAUAUUAAGGUUUAUUAUACUAUAAUGUAAUUAAGAUGGACAUUUAUAAGAUUUUAAGGGAAUAUUUAAGAUUCUCUAGGUUAAGAAUGGUGUUUUGACAUUAGAUAUAGAUUUUUAUUGCAACUGUAUCGACUUUAAUAAUAUUUUUAGAUGGAUAUUGAACCCAGAAGCUGAUGAGAUCUAUCUAGCUCGAGUAUUAAUGCAAAAACUCUUGUUCUCUCACAGAGAUGACGUUGUAGGAAAAUUAGAAGUAAUAGCUGACAAGAUCAACAUCAAUAUUGUAAGUUUGUAAGGGUUGUACGUACAGCGAAACACCUUGUUUAUAAUGGAACUUUGGUCAAAUCUUUUGAAUGUCAGACUAAAUAAGAUCUGUAUUACUUUUUGAACUGCACUCUAUUAUGACUGAUGACAAUGAGACUGCCUAUUUGAUGAAUACAAUAAAAGAAAGUUUUCAGGAAACUCUUGCCAAACUAUUCAUGAAAGCAUGGCUAGCCGACUGGAACAAGAAUCCAUGGGUAUUACUGGACAGUGCAAUAUCAGUUGUAUCGUAUCUCAAGGAAUCGUCAGAUAUACGGGUCAAGCAAUUCGCUCAAAGUUUUAUAAUCAAAAGCCAGAAUCCAGAAGCCGCAUUGUGUCUGAUGUUUGUCAUUAGGUACGUGGAUGGACUAGUUCGCAUCACUACAGACGACAAUGAAGAGUUUGAGAACAUGGACGAAACUACAGAUUCAUGGUAUUUAACAGUCAAGAAUUUGAUAGCCAACACUUUAAUUAGUCGAUUGGACUUGGAGUUGAAACCAUCGUUGGACAAGUUUACUGUCAAAGGAUAUGGGUAUUAUAGGGAACAGGUAAAAGCAUUUAUGUUCUUUAUAAUUUUUUAAAAUGUAAUUUUUAAAGCAUAUUUUUUAUUAAAAGUCGUACUUUAGAUUGGCCAAUGGGCUGCGUCGAAUAACGUACCAGUAGAUCUAUUGUUGAAGACUUUGCAAAUUGAUAAGAAAGUGAAAGCACAUAGAGAUAGUGAAAGUGAUGAGGAAAAUAAAGCAGAGGAAGAAGAAAACAUAGAUGAAAACAAAGAAGAAGAAAUGGAUGGAAUAGAAGAUAUUGAUGAAGAAGCGAAGAUUUUGAAAGCUUUACAACAAGUCUUUCAAAGGAGCUUUAGUCGGUAUGAUUUACUUUGUGUUUCAUUGUAAAUAUAACCAGAUCAAGGGGGGGGGGCUUUUAGGUCUCUCUAUUAUCUGGAGAAGGCCGUUUAGGUCUUAUACUUUACUUUUAUACAAUAUUUUCUAUUUUUCAUUGUUGUAUAUAUUAAUUUUUAUGACAUUUUUAAUUUACUUUCAUUUCAGCGACCUCUGUCUAUGUGACUGUGUAUGGGAAUCAGCAAGUUCAUGGUUCAAGGAAGAGAAUCAACGUCAAAUUUCAACUCUAACUCAAGCAAUGACAUAUUUAUCAGCCAUCACAUCAUCAGCCAGACUUCAACAUGGACUGUCUGUGAUCCUAUGGGAGACUUUCUUUAGACUGCCAUUUCAAAAGUUGUAUACCAUAAUAAUGGAGUCUAAUGGAAAACCCUUGAAGGAACGGCUUCUGAAAAGAGAUGUCUUUGUCACUGAAUCAGAGCUUCCUGAAUUUGUGAAAUGUGUCAAAACUUUGUUGAAUGUGCUACAGAAAAGUGUGGUUGAUCUUGAAUAUGCACCACAUUUGCAUCUGGAGUAUGAGGAGUUUUUGGAGGAGUACUUGGAGAGCUUUAAAGUCAAGUAAGUGCUCUACUUAAGGGAUUUCAUUUAGUAUAUUUUUAUCUAGUACCUUGUUUAUUAAUGUUUAUUGUUACAGUACUGGCUUAUUUUUUAGUAAUACUAACUGAAUUUUAUCCUUAUUUCUAAAGAAACAUUUUCAUUUUGUAUUUUACAGGAAAAACCGAAAACACACAUUGGCCGAACUGGUAUCAGGACAAACUCCAGUGAACUACCACUUAGUUCUCCACCAUCUUCACUUAGUCAUAGUUAUCGACCUUCAACUUUCACUAAACCUUUCGCUGAACCUGUACAAUGUGUUCGAUGGAAUAAUGCACAGAGCGUUCUUCGAAUCGUUCCAUUCACAUCCACUAAUUCCAAUGGCUGAUACAGAUGAGAGAUUUAAAGAAAAGAGACAAAAGUUCUUGGAAGAUAUUGUUGUAGCGAUUGGAGUAGAUACUAGUGAAGAUUAUUAUGAGAAAUGGGAGUUGGUCAACCAACUGUGCCGAGAAUGGGCGUUGGACUUGGAUUUGCUGAGAAUUAAGGUCAGUUUGGAUAAGGAUAUAAGAAGAUAUUAUCAAUUUGUUAUAAAAAAACGCUAAUUUAUAAUGUACUACAAUAUUGAGGUAGAACUUCUUAAUAUUGUAAAAAUAGAGUUGAUUAAAUUGUCGUUUCAGGAAGUAAAAAUGUUCUACGAGUUUGGAUUUGACAGAGAAGCGGAGAAAUUACGAGUAUCUGUAGCCAAACAGAAGCAAUUAUCAUUUGAACUGAUACCUAUUGCUCUAGGAAGAUUCAAGUCUUUGAUUGAUAGCGAUGAAGAGUUGAGACAGAAGGCACAACGGAGACUCCGACCAGGGUAAGAAAUACAUAUUAUAGUACAUUGCCAGUACUAGCAUUUGCCUAAUUUUCAUAUAAAAUGCCUAAAAUUACAUUAAUAUGGCCAAUGUUAAUAUAUAAUCAUAAACUUUUCAAGCAUUUUUUGAUAACUUAGUGUUUGGUUGAACCUUAAAAUGUAGCAAUCGACUUUUUACAGAUCUUGGGAAUAUAUCCGAGUACUAUCGGACGAAUUCAUUCCAACAUUCUCCAUCACAGUCGACAAGGCAUACACAAUGAUGAGGACUGUGUCAAACCUGCUCAACCACAACAUUUCAACCAAACAGAACCAACACGUGAUGGAAAAGAAGAUGAUCUCCGACAUCUGCGACUUUCUACAAUCCCUUAAGUGA